This is a messenger RNA of Zeugodacus cucurbitae (melon fly), 1176 nucleotides long. Its product is annotated as solute carrier family 25 member 35. The transcript has 4 exons. NCBI's taxonomy places the organism in Eukaryota, Metazoa, Arthropoda, Insecta, Diptera, Tephritidae. Bases 152 to 1063 code for a protein of 303 amino acids. The record is from RefSeq and is a predicted model, not a curated record.
UUAUACAGAACGUAAAUAUGUGUAAUGGCCGUCUGAUUACGCCGAUUCAAAUUAGGGGAAAAUUAUUUGAAAAUUUCUUGUGUAAAUAAUAUAAAUUUUAAACUAUUCAAUUAAGUUUAUUUAUUAGCUACAGCCUGAAACAAUAAAAAAUAUGGCACUUUCUGAUUUCCUGAUUGGCGGUUGCGCAGCAAUGGGGGCGAUUUGCUUCACGAACCCACUUGAGGUAAUAAAAACUCGUUUACAAUUGCAAGGUGAACUAGCCGCCCGGGGGUCUUAUGUGGAGCCUUACAGAGGAGUUUUCAACGCUUUGAUCACUGUGAUAAGAAAUGAUGGUUGGUUGGCUUUGGAAAAGGGACUUGUGCCCGCGUUAUAUUUCCAGUUUAUAUUAAAUUCAGUUAGAUUAGGUGUAUACCAGACAGCCAUGAAUAACAAAUGGAUGCAUAACAGAAAUGGUGAUGUAUCCUUUUUUCGCGGUAUGCUAUGUGGUGCUACCGGUGGAGUUGCUGGAUCAUUUUGUGCAAGCCCAUUUUAUAUGGUGAAAAUUCAAUUUCAAGCACGUUCCAAUAGCAAAAUAGCCGUUGGUUAUCAACACCAACAUAGCGGCUUUAUCAAUGCCUUUGGAAACAUUUUAAAAGAAAGUGGAUUUUUUGGUCUGUGGCGUGGAGCUACGGGUAUGCUUCCACGCGUGGCGAUAGGGUCAAGCACACAAAUUGCAACUUUUGGCAAAACAAAAGCUAUGCUACGCGAUUAUGAAAUUGUCAGGCAACCCAUGCUGAAUACUUUAACAGCUGCAUUUGGAGCGGGUAGUGUGGUGGCUUUCGCUAUUACACCACCUGAUGUAAUUUCGACGAGGCUGUAUAAUCAAGGCAUUGACUCAUUCGGCAAAGGAAUACUAUAUAAAGGAUGGUGUGAUUGUGCACACAAAGUAUUCAGAUAUGAGGGAAUACGUGGUUUAUAUAAAGGAUUUUGGGCAAACUAUUUGAGACAAGCCCCACAUUCAACGCUGUUAUUGUUGUUUUUCGAUUUACUUAUUGCAGCUCGAGACAAAUAUCAAACCAGCUAAAAUAUUCACUAUCGAUCUGAAGCAAAACACAUUAUUUUGAUUAUUUAAAUCAUACUAUUUUGCAAAAUGAUUGAUAUAUUCUAUAUAUUAAAUUAAAUACUUAUUACAGUUUU